This is a messenger RNA of Eimeria necatrix, 860 nucleotides long. RefSeq names its product ATPase, AAA family domain-containing protein, putative. The annotation marks the transcript as partial. The transcript has a single exon. Lineage: Eukaryota; Apicomplexa; Conoidasida; Eucoccidiorida; Eimeriidae. The record is from RefSeq and is a predicted model, not a curated record.
AUGCGCUGCACAGAGCUGAAGGCCGCCCGCCAGAAGGCGCGCGCAGAAGGCCCACCUGCUGCUGCUGAGUGUCUCCCAAUCACUCUGUCGCUGCAGCAGCCAGCAGCAGCAGCAGCAGGAGGCAUGCUGUACGCAGCAACGCGGACGCUGCAGCAGCUGCGGCUCAUAGAAGGAGCGCAGCGCCUUCUCCGCAUAGAACCCACGCAGCAGCAGCAGCAGCAGCAGCAGCACAAACAACUGGAGAAACACACAGAAUGCAAUCACACUAGCAGCAGCAACGGCGCCAGCAGCAGCAACGGCACCAGCAGCAGCAACGGUAACAGCAGCAGCAACGGUAACAGCAGCAGCAGCAGCAGCAGCAGCAAAGUCCGAGAGGCCCUCGUCACCAUUCGCAACGUGUCUGCUUUAGGGAAGGCUGAGGCUCUUCCCCUAAUGCAUUUUGUUGCGAGCGCAGACGUAUGGUGGGCUCUUGGGCUGGGCCCGCAGCAGCAGCAGCAGCAGCAGCAGCAGCAGCAGCAGCAGCAGCGGAGCCAGCCGACGCAGCUGUCGGUGGCCGCCUCGCUGCUGCCGUUGUUGCAUGCGCCCGUCACGUGCACGGACCUGGAGCUGCUGCUGCUGCACGUGUACACAGUGAACCCGCAGCAGCAGCAGCAGCAGCAGCAGCAGCAGCAGGAGUUGCUGCAGCUUGAAGCAGCAGCGACGGCCGCCGGCGGCGCAGCAGCAGCAGCAGGGCUGGACGAGUGUGCGCCUCGAGCGCCAGCGGCGUGGUGGGCGGAGCUGCUGGGGGGCGGGGGCGCGAGCAGCAGCAGCAGCAGCAGCAGCAGCAGCAGCAAGAAGCGCAGCAGCAGCAGCAAGGCCUG